CCCUUUGACCUCACUCCGUCCUCCCGGAAAUGGCCGCGGGUCUGGGCCUGUUACAUUCCUCAGUGGUUACUUAUGGUUGCUAAGCAACCUCAAACGCCUCGGGGAGAGGAACAGGACCUGAAGCGAUACCUGACGAGAUCCGUCCACACUGUACCUGGAGAUAUUUCUGCUGAUCGCUUCUUACUGAACCUCACUGGAGAUGUGGGCCGUUAGUCAACUGCUGCUGUCUUCUUGUUAUUAAGGUGAUGUUAGCCAACGAGGUCCUGCUGUCGUACUUCUAAGUAAACGUUGAGUGUUUGCGAAGGAGACCGGAGCGGCUUUGUAUUUUAUAUUAGUUUUAUCUCUUACACCUGCCAGCUGCUCGGUAGUGAUUAUUGAGACAUGGGGUCAGAGUCGGUGAAGGUGGUGGUCAGGUGCAGGCCCCUGAAUGACAGGGAGAAGGCGCUCAGCUGUAAGAUGGUGCUGACCAUGGACCUGCAGCGCUGCCAGUGCUUCAUAGAAAAGCCAGGUGCAGUGGAUGAGCCACCUAAACAGUUCACCUUUGAUGGGACCUACUAUAUUGAUCAAACAACUGAGCAGAUGUACAACGAGAUUGCUUAUCCUUUGGUUGAGGGUGUGACUGAGGGAUACAAUGGGACAAUUUUUGCUUAUGGACAAACUGGAAGUGGAAAGUCUUUCACCAUGCAAGGGGUGUCUGAACCUGCAACCCAGAAGGGUGUCAUCCCGCGGGCCUUUGAACACAUCUUUGAGAGCAUUCAGUGUGCAGAAAAUACGAAAUUCCUGGUGAGGGCCUCCUACUUGGAGAUUUACAAUGAAGAAAUCCGAGAUCUUUUGGGAAGCGAUGCCAAGCAGAGAUUGGAGCUGAAAGAGCACCCAGAGCGUGGGGUAUAUGUACGGGACCUUUCCAUGCACACUGUGCACAGUGUGGGAGAGUGUGAAAGAAUCAUAGAGAAAGGCUGGAGGAACCGCGCAGUGGGCUACACGCUGAUGAACAAAGACUCCUCACGCUCCCACUCAAUCUUCACCAUCCACCUGGAGAUCUGCAGCACUGAUUCAUCUGACCAGGACCAUCUACGGGCAGGAAAACUCAACCUUGUGGACCUGGCAGGAAGUGAGCGUCAGUCUAAAACUGGUGCUACUGGCGAGCGACUCCGCGAAGCCACAAAGAUCAAUCUUUCCCUCUCGGCCCUGGGAAACGUCAUCUCCGCCCUGGUAGAUGGACGCUCCAGAUACAUCCCCUACAGAGACUCCAAGCUGACCAGGCUGCUGCAGGACUCUUUGGGAGGAAACACCCGCACCCUGAUGAUCGCCUGUCUUUCGCCCGCAGACAACAAUUAUGAGGAAAGCCUAAGUACACUGCGAUAUGCAAACCGGGCCAAGAGCAUCCAGAACAGGCCUCGCAUCAACGAGGACCCCAAGGAUGCUCUGCUCCGAGAGUAUCAGGAGGAAAUCAAGAAGCUGCGGGCGCUCCUCACAGGCCAGCUGAGCACUGCUGACCUUUCAAGUCUGCUGGCUGGUCAGUUUUCUGAGUCAUCCCCUGCUGUGCCCUCAAGGCCACAGUCCACCCCCACUGAAGAAAGGAAGGAAAAGAUUAAAGAGGAGUAUGAGGAGAGGCUGGCCAAGUUGCAGGCUGAAUACAAUGCAGAGCAGGAAUCCAAGGCGAAGCUGCAGGAGGACAUCGCUGCUUUGCGUUCCUCCUAUGAAUCAAAACUGUCCAGUCUGGAGAAGGCCCAAGUCAGCAGGGGGAGCUCUGUCCCCAAGAAUGUAGGCGCCAGCUGUACAUCCCAGGUUGCUUUGGAAGAACUCUGCCUGAGCACUGAUCCCAUAUGCCACAGUACAGUUGAGGAAACCUUCCAGACUAAGGUAGUGUCCAGCCCCACUUUCCAUAAAGAUCACUCCUCUUCAAAUCAUAUUCGUAUCUUGAAACAAGGUGACAAGGCAAUGUUAUGUAGGCAAAAUGUUGAAUUUUAUUCCCUCAUGUUGGCGAGCAAGCUUUCUGAAAAAGAUCCAGAUAGAGCUGGACUCUUGGAGUCUUCUGAUGCAACUGCACCGGGGCCUCUAGACCAGAAACACGUCCUGGAAAGACUGCAGCAGCUGGAACAGGAGGUGGUAGGAGGGGAGCAGGCCAGGAACAAAGAGCUGCAACAAAGACAGCGGCAGAGAAAAAAACUUGCUGACCAGAGAAAAGCUCAGCUUGUCCAUGCUCUGUCAGAGAACAGCGAGGAGAGCGAAAAUGUGCUGCUGAAUGUCUACAACUCUAUCCAGGAAGAAGUCCAUGCCAAAAACCAAAUGCUAGUCAAAGUUCAGGGCAAGCUGAAAGCAGCCAAACUGGAGAUCCGUGACCUGCAGGCAGAGUUUGAGGUGGAGAGGAAUGACUACCUGGCGACUAUACGCAGGCUGGAGAAGGAAGGGCAGCUCCUGCACAGCCUGCUGGAGCGUAUGGUGCCUCUGGUGCGCCGUGACUGCAACUACAGCAACCUGGACCGCUUGAAGAAGGAUGCUGUCUGGGACGAGGACAGCGCCACCUGGAGACUGCCAGAUGUGAUGGUGCAGAAAACAACACUGCCUUCAGCAGUGACUCCAAAAGCUUCAGCUCGCAGAGGCUCAGGUUCUGAUGCUGGAGAGGCAUUUAUGGUGGAGGAGGACAGGUACAAGCAAAUGCUGGACAGAAGUGACAGUGAGAAUAUUGCCAGCAGCUACUUCAAGUCAAAGAGGGCGAGCCAGCUCCUCGGAAGUGACACCACAAAAGCCCACGUUAACGUGGCAGGCCACCUCUCCGUGAGCGGCUCUAACAUGAAUCUGUCUGUGAGCUCAGACGCCAUCCUGCCUCGCCCCUUCCGUCUGGAGUCGCUAGAUGUCCCAGUGUCCAACGGUAAAGUGAAGCGCAAAAAAAGCAAAUCUCACAUCCAUAAUGAGGCGACUUAAAUGGACUGUGACCAACAUAUUUGCAGUUUUCUACAAUGACACUUUUGAUGACUCAUCAAAAAAUAAGUGUUGUAUAUGUAUAUCUGACUGUGAAUCAGUGUAUGCUUUUAUGACGGCUGCUAUCUAGAUUUACACAGGACCCAUUUAUUGCCGAUGUUACAAGUCCAUUUGCGUCACGAGUUUUUAAUUAUUAAUGUUAAUUUUUAACUCAUUGCUACCUACUGUAUGAUGCUUCCUCGAUUUUUCUUUUCUUUUUUGCACAAGACAUAAUUUAAUGUUUGUUUGAGUUAGGUUCGUUAAUAUUAAAAU
Haplochromis burtoni (Burton's mouthbrooder) is the source of this 3234-nucleotide messenger RNA. RefSeq names its product kinesin family member 17 (gene kif17). Gene Ontology annotation, biological process: microtubule-based movement. The coding region runs from base 382 to 2925 and encodes 847 amino acids. NCBI's taxonomy places the organism in Eukaryota, Metazoa, Chordata, Actinopteri, Cichliformes, Cichlidae. The transcript is spliced from 13 exons. Gene Ontology annotation, molecular function: microtubule motor activity; microtubule binding; ATP binding. The record is from RefSeq and is a predicted model, not a curated record.